Molecule: messenger RNA, 6031 nt
Organism: Neolamprologus brichardi
Lineage: Eukaryota; Metazoa; Chordata; Actinopteri; Cichliformes; Cichlidae
Gene: mapk8b
Product: mitogen-activated protein kinase 8b
Biological process (GO): protein phosphorylation
Molecular function (GO): ATP binding; MAP kinase activity
Source: RefSeq, a predicted model, not a curated record
GAAACAUCGGAAGGUUUCGACGACGUUGGUAUGAAAUGGCAGAAACUGCCUGGGUCGCGGAAGCACUGAGACUAGGUUGCGUAGAAGCUACACAUGUAUUUUGCUGUGUUCCCAGCCUGCUAGUGUGACGAAACGGGAGUGUAACCGGAGGGAAGAAAGGGAUUAAAGCGCUGUUUUCCUCGUAAACACCGUCCAGCUUGUGUCUCCGGCAGCAGGCAGCGAGUGGCGACUGCGGGGUCGACACUGUUGGAAUUAACCAGAGAGGGGUCUUGAGAGGCGAGCUCCAUUUGGAUGCCCAGUCACCGAUUUUGUCCAAGACUUCACCAUGAACCGAAACAAGCGUGAAAGGGAGUACUACAGUAUAGAUGUGGGCGAUUCAACUUUUACAGUUUUAAAGCGCUACCAGAACCUAAGACCCAUUGGAUCCGGAGCACAGGGAAUUGUUUGUUCGGCGUACGACCACAACUUGGAGAGGAACGUUGCCAUCAAGAAGUUGAGCCGACCCUUUCAGAAUCAAACUCAUGCAAAACGGGCCUACAGGGAACUGGUGCUAAUGAAAUGUGUCAACCACAAGAAUAUUAUCGGGCUGUUAAAUGUAUUCACACCACAGAAGACACUGGAGGAAUUCCAAGAUGUGUAUCUAGUAAUGGAACUGAUGGAUGCCAACCUCUGUCAGGUGAUUCAGAUGGAGCUGGACCACGAGAGGCUGUCGUACCUGCUCUACCAGAUGUUAUGUGGAAUCAAACAUCUGCACGCCGCAGGGAUCAUACACAGGGACCUGAAACCCAGCAACAUCGUGGUAAAGUCCGACUGCACACUGAAGAUUCUGGACUUUGGUUUGGCCCGGACGGCCGCCACUGGUCUCCUCAUGACGCCCUACGUGGUGACGCGUUACUACCGCGCCCCUGAAGUCAUCCUGGGAAUGGGCUACCAGGCCAACGUUGAUGUCUGGUCUGUUGGCUGUAUCAUGGCUGAAAUGGUCCGGGGUAGUGUGUUGUUUCCAGGCACUGAUCAUAUUGACCAGUGGAACAAGGUGAUCGAGCAGCUGGGGACACCAUCUCAGGAGUUCCUGAUGAAGCUCAACCAGUCCGUGAGGACCUAUGUGGAGAACCGGCCACGGUAUGCUGGCUACAGCUUCGAGAAGCUCUUCCCUGAUGUCCUGUUUCCUGCAGACUCUGAGCACAAUAAACUGAAAGCGAGCCAAGCCCGUGACCUCCUAUCAAAGAUGCUGGUAAUAGAUGCAUCAAAGCGGAUCUCAGUGGAUGAGGCUCUCCAGCACCCCUAUAUCAACGUGUGGUACGACCCAACUGAGGUGGAGGCACCACCACCGGUGAUCACAGACAAGCAGCUGGAUGAGCGGGAGCACACAGUGGAGGAAUGGAAAGAGUUGAUAUAUAAAGAAGUGCUAGACUGGGAAGAAAGGACGAAGAAUGGCGUCAUCAGGGGACAGCCGGCGUCCAUAGGUGCAGCAGUGAGCAGCAGCCCCCAGCAGCACCACCAGCACCAUCCCUCCACUUCUUCCUCCACCUCCGCCAACGAUGUCUCCUCAAUGUCCACCGACCCGACCCUGACCGACACCGACAGCAGCCUGGAGACGGCGGGCCCUGCCGCCGCCGCUGCUACAGCCUCCGGCCCAAUGGGCUGCUGCAGAUGACUAUCGCCUACACCUGGUUCUGGGCUGGGCCACACCACCUGGUCACAUCCAAGACCAUCAGCCCGACACCGGCCCCUAGACCCACCCGCUGUGUUUGCCUCCCCUCCGUGCUCGUCUUCAGUAGUGUAGCUUUAACUAGCUAGCUGUUUGAAACAUUUCUGAAAGGACAGAUCUUUUUCUUUUUUAAUGAAAGCUGUAGUCUUUUUCUUUUCUUUUCUUUUCUUUUCUUUUUUUUUUAAAAAAAAAACAACAUUAGGAUUUCUUUUCAGUUGAGUCCUAGCUGUAAUUUAUUGUGGAAUUUCUUAAUUUUUUUCAGAAACCUGAGAUGAUCAGAGAAUUUUUAUCAUUUCACUAUAUUCCGGUUUGUAUGAGCCAACAGUGAAAAUUUAAAGAAAUAUCUGUAAAAUGUUUCAAUGUGAUUUUUUUUUUUCCACUUGUUAAGCUACUGCUUUUACAAUUUGCCAUAUACAUGUAGAUUGAGUUUGUACAGAUUUUAUUGUAGAUGUAGUUUUACUCUUCGAUACAAGUUUGCAGUGAGCCAUUGAAAACCUAAUUUAAUUGACAAACUUCGUCUUAGCACUCCCCCCGUUUCUAUUCUCUCUCCCAUAAUGUGGAUAUUAGAUCAUAUGUAUAUCUUUUUAUUUGAACUCUUUUGAGUCAGUACUACAUUCUUCAUUGUAAAUUUUAACUUUAACGAAAGCUUUAUAAUCAACGUAUUUUUCCCAUCAUUUAAAAAUGCUGACAUUUUCUCACCAUGUGAUUGAUUUUUUUUUUUUUUUUUUUUAACCUCUUACUACAGGAUUGGUUAUGGCACAGUUAGGUCCUGCAGGAUAUCCUCUCGAUGACUGUCUUCUGUAUUAUUUUUAAGUGCUUUUAAAGUACCUCUUAUCUGCAGAUGGCUGUGCAACACGUUGGACGUAGAUAGGCGGAAUAGUUUCGGUAUCAAUUCAGGACUUCAGAAUGUUCUUCAUUGUGCUUCGGGAGGUUUUUGUAAGACGUAGAGUAGUUUGAGGUUGUGAAGUCGGCGAUGGCGUAAGUGGAAUGUGUUUCGGUCAAGUAGGGCGACGUGAUAUUUGAGAACGCAUGCGAACGUGUUGAUAUUUGGCAUCUCGGAGCGACAGCGGUUAGGUGUAAAAGGUGUGUGCCUCCUUACUCUCAGAUCCCGUUAUUAGUAAUGUGUUUUUGUUUUUAAUUUUCUAUUUUUUUUCGUAAUAAUCAGCGAACACUUUGCGAACUAGACUUGCCUGUAACUAUGGAUCAAACGAACUAUCUCUAUAUAACCUAGCAGCACAAAAACCAGAGUCAAAAGAAACAAAUUUUUUCUUACUGUAUGCAAUAAUAGCGUCCUGUUUUAAGUGUAUAUGAUUUUUGUGUUGAAAGGAAAAGUGCCUGUUGUUUGUCAUUCAUUCCUGAGUGCGUGUAGGAGGGAGCAUUUUAUCCGUCAGCUUCUGGAUAACAACAGUAGUUUCCAUGUCAGAGCGGUGACGUGCGAGGGGAGGUCGUAGUUCUCACGAGCGUGUUGUAUAUUUUUCUACUUGUUUUGGUUUUGGACUGUUGAGCAAGAGACUGCGGUGUCUUGCAGGAGAGGGUGGUGGUGACGUAUGCAUCGAGGUGCUUAUGCAUUUGUUGGAGUCAUUUCAGAAGAAGAGGCAGUUUUAUCAAGGUCUUUCAUCAAAGUAAAAAGAAGUGUUUCUUUGCAGUGACAGCAACCAACAUAUAGAAUAAUGACAAUUUUUAUACAUGUAAUUUUCUUUAAGUAGUUCAUUUAAUUUGUUGACUGAUGGACAGAAAAAUUAAGUGCUGCAUCAAACUAUAUGAGCAAACUCUGCGACUGAAUUCAUGCUAGUAUUUUAAAAAGCUUUGCAUAAAGUUUAAUAUUAGAAAGGCAGAUUGACACUAUAGUAGAAAAAAGGCAGAGCCAUGCUGCCACAUCCACAGCGCACAUAACACUUGUAUUAACUGAAAAAAAUGUCCUUGCCAUAUUGAAUCAGCUAGCCAUAUUAGCUUAUUUCCUGCAGCAAAUCUGCCUGCCACCAAAUGUUUGCAUAAUAUUUAUUUAUGUGAUGCGCUCUCACGUGGUUCGUGGAUGCUGACAGCAGAGGAGUCCAUGCUACAGUGCUAGGAUUGUCAAAUUGUGUAAGACAACACCGUCUGCAUCCUGUUGUUUUCAGGGGUGACGUUAUCUUUAGACUGUAGCAUACACUGUAGCUCCACUCAGGCAACUUCUCUGCCAGAUAUUUAACCAUUUAUUAACGGCAUGAUUUCUCAAAUAUUAACACCACUGAGGGCCUUGUCGGUGUCAGGUUCUGAAUUCGCACCCUAUUCAUAUGUUAUUGAUCUAUAACAACUAGUAACUUUACAUCUAGUGGUUUUUACUCAAUCAGGUUGAACCAUAAAAUAUGUCUAAAUAGCUGAAAAAUUAUCUGUAGUAAGAUUAAUGUAAACGCCUAAUAUUGCACCAGUCUGUGAUGGUUAAUGCUCGCUAAUAGAGUCCUAAGCUGGACAUAUUACAUAAGCCAGCUAGUUAUCCAAAAGCUUAUCAGAUCCAAACUUAUCAGAUCAACAGUCACACAUUAUUCAAAACAGAUUUUCCCAAAGGGUGGCAUGUUUUCUUUCCUGAGCUAGCAUGUAAUUUAUUAGCGAAACAACUGUUUGUAUGUUUGGGUUUGUUUGUUUUUUUUAAACACACGUCAUGUUACUAGCUUCGCUGGUGUCAUUUAGCUACACAGCCAAUAGUAUUUCAUAUAUCAGCAGACAAACAUGGCUAUCACUUAGCUGCACAGUUGUUAAUAUUUUACAUUUCAAAGCAAAAGCUGGCCCUAUCAGUGAGCUACAGGACAGUUAGCAUCCAAAAUGGCAGCCUGGUGUUAGCUUAAUAUCUGGUGUGUUAAGAGGCAAAUGUUAGCGUUUACACUGAGCUACAAUGUAUUAAAGUAUAAAAGAUGGACGCAGUCUCUGUGAUGACGUCUACAUAAAAACAGGAAAGUGUUUACUGAGGUCAGAGCAGAGUGCUGUUUCUCUGAGCUUUAUUUUUAAUAGCCGACUCGUGGCUAUUAAGUACAGCGUUAGCAGCUGUGGAGCUUCACCCAUACAGCACAAAAAAUCAACCUGCAGUCAUUUAGCUUCUAACUAAAUGUUGUAAACUAAAAAUAGCUUUUUUAAAAUGACACAGUUAGUGCAGAGAAGCAGUGGUAUGCAUCAAAUUGUCAUAUUAGCUGAAAAGAAAGAUGAUGUUCUGUAAAGUGCUCUUAAUUUUCUUAGCCCAUCGGUAGGAACAAAUAAUUGGAGUAUUUUCUUCUUCUGAGGUUGUUGUUGUUUUUGUCAUUAUUACAUCUCUCAACCACUUUCAUUCUGAUUCAAGUCAGCUUUGAUGAACUACCUCACGCUGAAUUUCUGCCUGUUCUUGCAUAUAGUCGCCUGCAGAAUUAGCUAUCGAAGACAUGUGAAUAACAGAUUCCAUUAUUUAUUUAUUUGAAAGUGUACUAUUUGUCGGUUUCAACAGACUUCUAGUUUUGUACAUUAUGUAUACUUCACCUAGAAGUAAGAGAAUUGUUAUAUGUAUAUUUUUUUUGUUGUUGUUUUCUUUUUGUUUUUGAACUAAAUGUGCAAUACCUUCAGCAAACUGUGCGAGUAGUAUGUGAUGGGCCUAGCCUUUGUUAGCUGUCUCCUGAAGGUAAAGAAAAUGUUUGGUACUGUCAAUCCAUGUUUUGAUUUUGUUUUUUUUGUUUUGUUUUUUUUAAUGAAUAAGAUCAGUUUUUAUUUCUGUGACUUGUUUAUAGUCAAAAUGUUACGUAUUUGGUCUUACCCGUCAAAAAACAAAGAAACAAACAAAGUCUUUCACCUGGAGUUUGAUGCAGAGACCGAAAGUUCUUUGACUCACACAUGGGUGACAGAUUUUUGAUUUGGGGACAUGCUUAGAAUAAUAUUGUUAAGAAACUCACACAAAAAAUGAGUCAAUACCUACGAGAAUUCAUUAUAUGUAUGGUGCUGGUUUGUAAUGUUUGCUAGUGAAUCCAGCCAUGCAAGUAGUUUUAAGAUUUCCUGGAUCUGCGACACCCAAAAAACCGCAACCCACAAAGAAGUGCACUACUAGAAUACAUGCAUUGGGAUCUGAUGAUGCCACCUCUUAAAAACUCAAAAACGGAAAAAAAAAUGAAAAAAAUAAAAUAUACUGCAAAUAAAACAAAUACACUUUGAUUCAUUCAUUGUAUGUCUGUGUCUGUGAAUAAAGACAAAUGCAGUUCUUAAGGGUACUCGCGGUAAAUCCCUGCAUUUAAAUCCUCCCAGAAGUAACUAAUACUAUCAACAGAAUAUGUAUAUUCGGUAUAAUCUUUAUUUAACUGUGAAAGUCAUUAAAGACACAUUUUGCCUGGAAAA